AUGGCGGAGGGGGCCCACUAUCAACCGGCGAAUCCGGCAUUGUCCUCGCCACCGCCACAGUUGAACCAGAGUAGCCCGACCCAGUUAGAUAAUGGCGACGGAGCCGGUGGCGAAUUGGAGGUUUCUCCCAAACCGGAGGUAUUUACGGAGACCACGGUGAAGCAGAAAAUCGAAAUGCUGAUAAGCUUGGAUCAGGAUUAUCGGAGACGGUCGCCGAGAUUAGUUGAGAAUGGUGGAGGAGAAAGCAGUGGCAAAUUGAGGAAUUCAGGGGAGCUGGAGAAAUCACCACCACUGAAGAAGCAAAAGACUGGGAAAAAAAUUGCAUUCUUUAUCAGUGACCCGGUUCCCGAGGAUGAGGCUAGGCUCCACUGGCCUUGGCGUUACGAUGAAAAUAAGGGUCCAAAAAAUAAUGGACAUGCCUCAAAAUGCGAGGAUGACGACAAUGAAGAUCAGCUUAUUUUGAAUAUAAAGUGUCAUUAUUCUGAAGCGAAAGUAGCAAAUGUUGUUUUUAGUCUUGGUGAUUGUGCAUACAUAAAGGGUCCAAAACGGGGUCCUAAUUAUGUUGGCAGGAUACUAGAAUUUUUUGAGACAAAAGAUGGCGAAGACUAUUGUAGGGUUCAAUGGUUCUUUAGAGCUGAAGACACGGUUAUAAAGGAUGAAGGGAAAUCUCAUGACAAGAAACGGCUAUUUUAUUCUACUCUGAUGAAUGACAAUUUAUUAGAUUGUAUAGUCUCAAAAGUUGAAGUUGUUCAAAGAUUACCAAAUGUAAGUUUGAAAGGAAAACUUAUUCCAGAGUGUGAUUUUUAUUUUGAUAUGAAAUACUCGGUGGAUUACUCAACAUUUAGUACAAUUGUUACAGAUCAUCAUACAGAUAAGACUGAUUUAUCCUCUCCAUCUCCUAUGAUGACAAUGAGCAUUCACAAAGAUGCCACAAAUAAUACCGGUAUCAAGUGCAAUGUUGAUGAAGCAUCCAAUAAUGGACUUCACAAAUCAGAGCUAGCAUUACUGGAUAUGUACGCUGGCUGUGGAGGAAUGUCAAUGGGGUUAUGCUUUGGUGCCAAAGCAUCUGGCAUAAAUCUUGUGACGAGAUGGGCUGUUGACAUGGAUGAAGCUGCAUGUGAAAGCUUGAGGUUCAACCAUUCGGAUACACAAAUUAGAAAUGAAUCUGCGGAGGACUUUCUUGAUUUGUUGAAGGAAUGGGACCGUCUCUAUAAAAAAUAUGCUAACCAUGAAGUAAGAGAACUGAAGUCAAGAGUUAGAGAAGUUGAUGAAGACAUAAACCUAAAAGCUAAUGGCAAAAGAAACCGUGAAUAUGAAGUUGAUAAGCUAGUAGACAUAUGUCAUGGUGAUCCCACGGAAACAGGAAAGCGGGGGCUUAAGUUCAAGGUUCGUUGGAUCGGAUACAGUUCAAAGGAUGAUACAUGGGAGCCAAUUGAGAACUUAGGUAAUUGCCAAGAGCGGAUACAAGAUUUUGUACUCAAGGGAAUUAAGGCAAAAAUUCUGCCACGUCCGGGCGACGUUGAUGUUAUCUGUGGUGGCCCUCCAUGCCAAGGAAUAAGUGGCUAUAAUCGCUUCAGAAAUGUUGAUUCUCCUCUUGAUGAUGAAAGAAAUCAACAGAUCAAGAUUUUUAUGGAUAUAGUUGAUUUCCUAAGGCCAAAGUUCAUUCUAAUGGAAAAUGUAAUUGACAUCCUACGAUUUGCCAAUGGCUGUCUGGGAAGAUAUGCAAUAAGCCGAUUGGUUCACAUGCAUUACCAAGCGAGGCUAGGGAUCAUGGCUGCUGGUUGCUAUGGUCUUCCUCAGUUCCGUUUGCGUGUUUUCUUAUGGGGUGCUCACCCUCACGAGAUAUUGCCCCAGUUUCCCCUCCCAACGCACAAUGUGGUCAUCCAAUACGGAUUUCCAAGUGAAUUUGAGCGUAAUGUUGUUGCUUAUGAUGAAGGGCAAUCUCGGGAUCUAGAAAAAGUCAUUGUUCUGGGUGACGCAAUAUCAGAUCUUCCUCCUGUUGGGAAUGAGGAGAUUCGUGACAAGAUGCCAUACACAAAGUCUCCAGAAACUGAGUUUCAAAAGUAUAUUAGGGCAUCUAAAUCUGAUAUGAUGGGCUCUUCUUCCAGCAGUGCAAACAAAAAUCCUGUUCUCCAUGAUCACCUUCCUUAUCCAUUGGGAAAUGAUGAUUAUUUGCGUAUUUGUAAAGUACCUAAAAGAAAGGGUGCAAGUUUUAGAGACCUUCCAGGCAUUGUCAUUGGAUCCGACAACUCUGUUCGACGAGCAGAGGAGCAAAGUUUGAUGCCAUCUGGAAAGCCUUGGGUACCUGAUUAUGCUAUUAGUUUUCGUGAUGGAAGGUCUACGAAACCAUUCGGACGGUUGUGGUGGGAUGAGACUGUGGCAACUGUCUUCUGUUUUCCCGAUCAUCACUCACGGCCAAUUUUGCACCCUGAGCAAGAUAGAGUCCUCACUCUCCGGGAAUGUGCAAGGCUGCAAGGCUUUCCUGAUUAUUAUAAGUUUUGUGGAAAACUGAAGGAAAGAUACCGUCAAGUGGGGAAUGCUGUAGCUGUUUCAGUUAGCCGCAGCCUAGGAUACACAUUAGGUAUGGCCGUGCAGAAGUUGAGUAGCGAUAAACAUCUCAUGACUCUUCCCCCCAAAUUCUCCCAUUCCACAACUAUCGAGCUAAAGUCUCCAUCUUCAGAUGUCUAA
Molecule: messenger RNA, 2688 nt
Organism: Fraxinus pennsylvanica
Lineage: Eukaryota; Viridiplantae; Streptophyta; Magnoliopsida; Lamiales; Oleaceae
Source: the annotation of a GenBank genome assembly